Paramecium octaurelia is the source of this 1398-nucleotide messenger RNA. Lineage: Eukaryota; Ciliophora; Oligohymenophorea; Peniculida; Parameciidae. The record is from the annotation of a GenBank genome assembly.
AAAUAUCAUGCUAUAGCAGACUAUUGAUGAAAGCAUUCUCUAAUAAGUAUUUUAGUUAAUUUAUUGUAGUUGAGACGCAUUUUAAGUUUUGACUUCUUAAGUAGAAACUAUUUUCUAUUAAGAAAAUUUGAUCCGAACUCAGGCUGUGUAAUGCUUCAGAGUUUGGCCAAAGAAAAAAGCUUUAGACCUUUAAUAGAUUACCCGUAUGGGGUAGAAGCACUUGUCAAUGUAUAAAUUAGCCAUAUUUGUUUUUUAGAUAUUGAUCCAAUACAACUACAGCAAUUGGAUUUUUGAUCAAAAUUUCAAUGUAGUUAGACCCAUCUUUGCAUAAGAGAGAAAAUAAGUCCAAAUUUUGAUCAAAAAGAAUUAAGUAGAUGAUUUUAAGACAUUCUUACAAGAAUUAGAUCUUGUAAAGGAAUGUGAAGUGUAAGAAGCAGAGUACAUAGCAAAUAAGGAUAUGAUAAAGUUGUUCAUCAUUUUUGACAAUGAAGACGAAGCGUAAAUGAGCUUUGGCAAAAUCUAAUAACAAAAAGCUACAGUAACUUAUUCAUAUAAAACCUAGUACUCAAUACAAAAUGCGAAAAUGGAAGAAGUUGAUUACUUUGCCAAAUUUCUAAGCAUAGUCCAAUUAAAACAAUAAUAAUUUUAAGAAUACAGGAUGAACAACCCAAGAAAUUAUGAAGAUAGGCAAGCGGAAGAUUAAUAAUUUUCACAUAAAUAAACACAAAAUUAAUAAUAAUAUUAAUAAUAGAAAUUCUAUUAAAAUCAUUAACAAGAAAAAUAAUAAUAAUAAGAAUACACCUCUUCAGACAUUGUUAAUUAAAGAUUGAAUCAGAUCAGAUCAAGUGAAAAAAUAGAAUUCAAUUAUGCUCCAUUGUAAGAACAGUAGUCCCUGUUCUCCUUUGUACCCCUUGUCAAUCCCACACAAUAGGUGGCAAUUCAAUAAAACACUUAAUUUAUUGAAAAGAAAAACUCAAUUGAAAUAUUACCCACAGAGGUAGUUCUUGAAAGCACUCGAAAAUAGGAUGUUGAAUAGAUUGAGACUCAAAAUAAUUAAAUGCAAAUGACAAGAGAGACAGAGUCAAACAAGGAGAAUUCAGUGGAAAGAAACAACUAAAAAGCAAAUUAAGGAGAAUUAUAUUAACAAAAGUAACACGUCAAGCAUGGAUAUUAAUAAAAUGGAUAUGUAAGAUUUAUUUAUAGCUUAGUAAUAGAAGAGAAGAAAUAACUAUGAUUAUAAUCAAAGUAAAUAUCAUAACAAUAGAAAACCACAAUAUUAUAGUAUUUAAAUUAAGUAAUUUAGAUCGUUUAGAGGAUGACCUAAAGGAAUUUACUGGGUAUAAGAAGUACCAACAACGAUAAUAGAAGGAAUAUUACGAAGUAAAGAAGGAAUAUUGA